AUGUCAAGAUACAUAAGAAAAGAAAUUGGUAUUUCAUGCACCAUUAACACAGAAGUGGGUGCAGUUUUAGCAGCAUUAAGAAACAUAUAUGAAACUUCAACCACCACAGAAGAUUAUCACCAUGACACAACAAUCCAGCAACAAUCUCUAAAAUCCUUAAGAACACUAAUUUUCAAUCCUCAACAACAAUGGCAAUACAUAGAUCCUUCAAUUUACCUCUCCCCAUUCUUAGAUGUAAUUCAAAGCGACGAUGUCCCAGCAUCAGCAACAAGCAUUGCUCUUUCAUCGCUCAUCAAACUCUUAAAACUCCAAGUUUUCGACGAGAAAACUCCAGGAGCUCAAGAAGCCAUGAAUUCUUUAGUAAUGGCUUCCACAAGUUGUCGGAUCGAAAGAACGGAUCAGAUGAGAGAAGAAGGGAUUCUAAUGAAGGUUCUCCAGCUUCUAAAUGGCAUCAUGACCCACCCGGCUUCUUGCCUUCUGAAAGAUGAAUCUGUUUGUCGAGUGAUCAACACGGCUUUUCAAGUGGUUCAACAAUCAUCAAGUCGAGGCAAUUUGCUUCAUAGAACUGCUAAAUUUGUAAUGCUUGAGAUUUCUCAAACUGUGUUUUCUAGAUUGAAUGAUAUACAAGUGAAAGAAGGAGAGAAUUCAGAGUCGGAUUCAGAGGAAUUGGAUGAUAAAAAUGAGAUUGUGAAUUCUGGGUUUAGUCUCCGAUGUGUGGUGGAUAUUUUUCAGUUCUUGUGUUCUUUGUUGAAUGUGGUUCAGACUGUUGAGAUUGAUGGGAUUGUAUCUCAGAGUACUGAUGAAAAUAUUCAGAUCUUGGGUUUGGUGUUGAUUAACACAGCAUUGGAAUUGAGUGGAGAUGGAUUUGCUAACCACCCUAAACUUCGAAGGAUGAUGAGGGAUGAUCUCUUCCACCACUUGAUCCAUUAUGGGACUCGGUCUAGUGCCCUCAUUUUGUCCAUGAUUUGCAGCACUGUCUUGAAUUCAUAUCACUUCCUUCGCGGGUCACUUCGGCUCCAGCUUGAAGCGUUUUUCACCUUUGUUUUAUUCAGAGUAGCAAAAUUUGGCAGUUCAAUGCAAUAUCAAGAAGUUGCACUUGAAGGUAUCAUCAAUCUAUGCAGACAACCCACAUUUCUAAUCGAGACAUACGUAAAUUAUGACUGUGCUUUCACGUGCUGCAACAUGUUUGAGGAAAUGGGUAAGCUGCUCUGCAAAUUGGCAUUUCCUAUGACUAGCCCUUUAACAAGUUUGCAACUUCAAGCCUUCGAAGGCUUAAUCAUAAUCAUCCACGCCAUUGCUGAUAAACUAAACAAAGCCGGAGAAAGAGAAGGAGUUUCCUUUGAACCAUUCCCAGUUCAGAUAUCAGAGUAUUCACCCUAUUGGGAAGAGCCAGUGAGAAAAGAAGAUGACUUGGAAAACUGGGUAUAUACUUUAAGAUUGAGGAAAGCACAAAAGAGGAAACUAUUGAUUGCUGGUACACAUUUCAAUCAAGAUGAGAAAAAAGGUCUUGAGUACCUUAAAAUUUCCCACUUAAUUCCAGAUCCACCAAAUGCAAAAGCUUUUGCUUAUUUCUUUCGGUUCACUCCAGGGCUUGAUAAGACUGCCAUAGGAGAUUAUCUAGGUGAUCCAGACGAGUUUCACCUCGAAGUGCUGAAUGUAUUCACAAGCUUAUUCGAUUUUACAGGUGCAGUUCUUGACACUGCAUUGAGAACCUUCUUAGAGACUUUCAGACUGCCCGGGGAAUCCCAGAAGAUUCACAGGAUACUAGAGGCUUUCUCAGAGAGAUUCUUUAAUCAGCAAUCAUCUGAGCUCUUUGAGACCAAGGAUGCAGUGUUUAUCCUUUGCUACUCUCUCAUCAUGUUAAACACCGACCAGCACAAUCCACAAGUAAAGAAGAAAAUGACGGAGGAAGAAUUUAUCAGAAAUAACAGGGCUAUUAACAAUGGGAAGGACCUUCCUCGGGAGUAUCUAUCAGAGUUAUUUCAAUCCAUUGCCACCAAUGCAAUUGCAAUAUUUGCUCAAGCCAAUUUAUUGGUUGAGAUGAACCCUAGCCGUUGGAUUGAUCUGAUAAGUCGAUCCAAGUAUACGACUCCCUUCAUUGCUUGUGACUUUGAUCAUAGACUAGGUAGAGACAUGUUUGGCAGUAUUGCGGGUCCCACAGUUGCUGCUCUAUCUGCAAUAUUUGAGCAUGCUGAUGAUGAUGAAGUCCUCAAUGAGUGCAUAGAAGGGAUAAUUUCAGUGGCUAGAAUUGCACGACAUGGGCUAGAAGACAUCCUCGAUGAGCUUGUAGCUUCACUCUGCAGAUUUACCACCCUGCUAAAUCCAUAUGCAUCUGCAGAGGAGACACUAUAUAUAUUUGCUAAUGACUUAAAGCCGAGAAUGGCAACCCUAGCCGUUUUCACUGUUGCUAAUAAAUUCGGAGGAUCCAUCAGGGGAGCCUGGAGAAAUAUCAUCGAAUGUCUGUUGAAACUCAAAAGGCUUAAGCUACUCCCCCAGUCCGUGGUUGACUAUGAUACCUUAGUUUCAGCAGAGGGUGGGUCCCACUCAAGAUCUACCAGCGAGGAUUCCAAAUUUGGGAGUGGCAGAGGAAACAACUCCAUAGCAGCAGGUCGGCUUUCAAACUUGUUAUUGGAGAGUAAUGAAGACUCACUAGUUCUUGGUGGAAGUGAGUUUGAGCAGAACCUGAAAGUCAUACAACAAUGCAAAAUCGGGAAAAUUUUUAGUGAUUCGGUUAAUUUACCUGCAGAAACAUUGUUGAAUCUGGGAAGAUCUCUAAUCUUUGCAGCUGCAGGAAAAGGGCAGAAAUUCACAACAGCAGUUGAGGAGGAAGAAACAGUCACUUUCUGCUGGGAUCUAGUAGGCGCUAUUGCUUAUGCAAAUAUUGACAGGUUUUCCACUUUCUGGCCCGCUUAUAAUGACUACAUUAUUCAAGUUACUCAGUUCCCUCUUUUUUCUCCUGUGCCAUUUGCUGAAAAAGCAGCACUAAUCCUCUUCAAAUUGUGUGUCAAACUCCUUUCUUCUCACCAAUCCGACAAGUAUCCUGAAGAAGUAAUGUUUAGAUCAAUAAACUUAAUGUGGAAACUUGACAAGGAAAUUCUUGAUACCUGCUGUGAAAUCAUCAUCCAAACAGUGUGCAAAAUUUUGAUCGAAUACCCAGGCAAUGUACAAACCCAGAUCGGGUGGAAGACACUCUUGCAUUUGUUGUCAGCCAAUGGUCGACUUCCUGAAAACUAUGAUCAAGCAGUUGAGGCAAUAAUUCAGCUAUUAUCCGACGGGAAAAACCUGUCCCGAAUAAAUUAUACAUAUUGCAUCGACUGUGCUUUUGGCUUCGUUGCCCUGAGAACCAGUCUGGUGGAGAAGAACAUACUAAUAAUGGAUCUAAUGGCUAAAUCUGUCAAUUUGCUGAUUCAAUGGUAUAGAGAUCAAUGUGAGCAUGAAAGCAGUAUGAGCAAUGCAAGCAUGACAAGCAGUUCUUCAUUGGAAGACGGUAAAUAUGGCAAUUUCACCUUAAAUCUGUUUGUCAAGCUAGGAGAAGCCUUGAGAAAGACAAGUCUAGCACGACGUGAAGAGGUGAGAAACCAAGCAGUAGCAAGUCUCAAAAAAAGCUUUGAACUAGCACAGGAACUCGACUUAACAUCAACUAACUGCAUCAAUUGCUUUAACUAUGUGAUCUUUGCAAUGGUCGAUGAUUUGCAUGAAAAGAUGUUGGAUUACUCGCGGAGAGAGAAUGCAGAGAGAGAGAUGAGGAGCAUGGAGGGUACCCUGAAGAACGCCAUGGAAUUCUUAACAGACAUAUUCUUGCUAUACUUGAAGUCAAUAUCAGAAAAUCCGGGAUUCAGGACUUUCUGGUUAGGGUUGUUGAGGAGGAUGGAUACUUGCAUGAAAGCGGAUUUGGGUGUCCACGGUCCAUCGAGAAUGCAGGAAGUAGUACCAGAUUUAUUAAAAAAGAUGAUCGCGGCAAUGAAAGACAGGGAGAUUCUGGUGCCAAAGGAAAAUGAUGAUCUAUGGGAGAUAACUUACAUCCAAAUUCAAUGGAUAGCUCCAUCAAUGAAGGGGGAGCUCUUCCCCGAUGUCCCGUCUUAA
This is a messenger RNA of Beta vulgaris subsp. vulgaris (sugar beet), 4083 nucleotides long. RefSeq names its product ARF guanine-nucleotide exchange factor GNL2. Gene Ontology annotation, molecular function: guanyl-nucleotide exchange factor activity. The coding region runs from base 1 to 4083 and encodes 1360 amino acids. Lineage: Eukaryota; Viridiplantae; Streptophyta; Magnoliopsida; Caryophyllales; Amaranthaceae. Gene Ontology annotation, biological process: regulation of ARF protein signal transduction. The record is from RefSeq and is a predicted model, not a curated record. The transcript is spliced from 2 exons.